GAAAGGGAGGAACGGGGUGGCUCUGCUCCCCAACUAAUUAAUGUUUUAAAACAUCAAAUCAAAGCUUCUGGAUCCGCCGAGCCGCAAGAAAGUGCAAUAUUUUAUGAUACGUUUCUUUGUGAAAGUAUAGAAUUUAGCAGUGUCUGGGAGAGGCGCCGGGGUGUUUGCGUGCCCCCUCUGAUCUGUGCGAAAGCAUUUCCUUGUUGCGGAUCCUUUUCCUGUAAAGUUUGGAAAGUUUGAAAGUUUUAAUUUUCCCCAACCCCUUCCCCCUCUGCCCGCACCGUGCCUUGUUUUGGAGGAAAAGAACGGAGGGCAGGGGGUCUGCGUGGAUGCUGAGGCUCAGAUACAAGGAUGUGUACGUUGGAAGACAUCAAGAACAAAUACAGGCUCCAUCUGUACGUGUGGCACAACCAGUACAGGGAGGUUGAGAAGGAACUAAAACAGCACGACAUUGAAGCAGUUGAUCCAAGGGGUCGGACACCAUUACACCUCGCUGUCUCGCUAGGACACCUGGAAUGUGUUGAAGUGCUACUUCAAAACAAUGCCUCUGUUAUUAAGGAGAAUGCCAAGGGAUGGACAGUUCUGCAAGAGGCGGUCAGCACAGGAGAUCCUGAGUUGCUGCAGAAAAUUCUUCAGUAUCGGGACUAUAAUAGAAUAAACUCUCAUCUCAAUGGAGUUCCAGAACUGCUUAACAAAAUACAAAAGACCUCUGAUUUCUAUGUGGAGAUGAAGUGGGAGUUUACCAGCUGGAUUCCCCUCGUGUCCAAGAUGUGCCCAAGUGAUGUAUACCGUAUAUGGAAGAGUGGUGCCAACCUACGAGUAGAUACUACCUUACUGAACUUCGAGAAUAUGAAAUGGGAAAGGGGCCAUCGCAGCUACAUUUUUAAGGGCAAAGCUGACAGGGCCGAGUUUAUAGAAGUGGACCAUGAUAACCAAGUCGUAGACCUGGAACACUUCGAGCUCUCACAAGAACAACAAGGUCUCACACUGACGUCCGUAAGGCCAACAGCAGAUCAAGUUGCAAGCCGUCUUACUUCCCCCAUUGUUUCCACGUACCUUGAUACAAAAAACAUAUCCUUUGAAAGGAAUAAAUCUGGAUUCUGGGGUUGGCGGACAGACAAGACUGAUGUUAUACAAGAGUAUGAGGCCAAGGUUUUCACUGUGAACAAUGUUAACGUGGUGACCAGGAGCCGAACUGAGCAUCUCACCGAAGACGAAAAGGCGAAAUAUAAAGAUGAGAAAAACCCUCUUGAAUCUCUACUGGGAAAGGUGGAGGAGCACAUCAGCCCACAGAAUGAACACCUUGUCACAGAAACUGCAACGAUUAACAACCCCACGUCAAUCACUCCAGAAGAAUAUUUUGACCCAGAUUUUGACCUUGGAGACCGGGACAUUGGGCGCCCCAUGGAGCUAUGUGUCAAACUACGCAAAUUUAAAGCAACGCUGUGGCUGUGUGAGGAAUACCCACUGUCCUUUGUGGAGCAGGUGAUUCCAAUCAUCGACCUUAUGGCAAGGAGCAACACACACUUUGCAAAACUCAGGGACUUUAUCACUUUGCAACUGCCACCAGGAUUUCCUGUCAAAAUAGAAAUUCCUCUCUUCUACGUACUGAAUGCACGAAUUACGUUUGGAAAUGUGAAUGCAUGCAGCUCCCUCAAGGCAGCAGCAUCUCAGUCACACCAGGGGUCACAGAGCAACCUAACGGCACCAGUGUUUAUCAGAGAAUCUGGCUUUGAAGUGGACCCAUCGGUUUUCGCCGUUCCAGAAGAUUAUCACGUCCGUGGCGGCAGGCGGAAUGUGGUGCCUGGAAUUGACGGGGACGAGAAUGACCAGCUGAUCCAACUUGCAAUCCAGCAGAGUCUGUUGGAUUCCCAACCUGAUGGCAGUGGCGGUGUGUGGGAAGAGAUACCGAGUAGGACUUUGCUCUCAGAACAGAGCUUGAACCAAGAUAGUGAGAGGGCCAUCAGCGAGAGCUUUCCAGGCUCUCAAUCCAUAAACCAGUUUGCCAACUACAACACUCAGUUGCAAUAUGCCAUGGAGAUUUCUGCCAAAGAGCUCGAGGAGCAAGAGAAAAGACAGCGAGAAGAAGAAGCAAUGCUGAACCGUAUAUUGGAGCUCUCUCUUCAGGAGCAAUGAAGGCUCCUUGUGGGCCAGCUGAAACGGGUGCACAGCACUUUAUUAACCUGCUAGACAGUGAAAUUAUUCAGACUGUUUUUAAAGAAAGUAUAUUUUUCUCCAUAUUUUUGACAUUUCAGUGGAAAAUCUGCAUGGCGAGCAGAUGGUGUUAAUGUUUCUUUCUUACCUUGAUGCAGUGAUAUGUAGCAUUCACCAGCAUUGGCUAUUAGCCUUCCUUGCACAGUCCUGAUUAGUCUCGGAAACCACAAUAUCAUCCAAUGCCUAGUUUACGGAUCAGGAUCAGGAAUGUAGUCAACCUUCUGAUGCAAUUAUCAUUUCCUGAGCUUAUUUUUAUUGCAUUGUUUUUCUGAUAGAAAGAACCAAAUUGCCUUUGCAUUGAAACAGACUUAAACAACAGGCAGAUCACGUACAGCUUUUAUAAGAUACAGAAAUGUGUUGCCAUUUCCACAGUCAUACAUUCACAGAAGUUGCACUUACAGCCAUACUGAGUUUUUUAAAGACCACAUUUGAAUUUUGCACCAGAAUUGUUGCCUGUCUGGGUUAAAUUGGAAUGAUGUUAUUGGCGGGGAGGUGUGAAUUGCUAAAUUAUUUCAUGGGGAUUGCUCACUUAAUCUGUAUACCUGGGCACUUUCCUACAGGGAUUGCUGGAUAGUGACCAGUAGACACUAUCUGAUUCCUAAUUUCCCCCCACAUCACCACUCCAAGCUGCAGCCAAGUUAGCUAAUAACGCCACCUACUGAAGGUCAUCAUUACGAACUUUUCAUGUCUUAGCAAGAGGCUCAAUCUCCAGAGGGUUGUUCCAAGGACACUGUUUGCAGACCCUAGCAAUGAAUAUGUUGUUUAAUCUAAAAUGGAAACAAGAUUCUUAUUCGCUCUUUGAGCAUUUAAACUUGCUCUGCAGAAGUGAAUGCCCCACACUCCUACUGAUUCUGGUGAAAUGUGAAACUAUACAUUUUUUCCCCAUUUAUAAAAGGAGGGAAAUAUAUAAGAGCUAUGCUAAUCAUUUCAAAUAUCUUAAUCUUUGUAAAAAAAAAUGUUUAACUUAUACUUUGAAAUGAAACUGUACACUGUAGUUUUGCAGAAGUGUGCUUUUACUCUUUUCUCUGAAUUAUGUAAGUAAAAAAAAU
Molecule: messenger RNA, 3263 nt
Organism: Mobula hypostoma (lesser devil ray)
Lineage: Eukaryota; Metazoa; Chordata; Chondrichthyes; Myliobatiformes; Myliobatidae
Gene: ankrd13a
Product: ankyrin repeat domain 13A
Exons: 15
Coding region: 352-2136 (594 amino acids)
Cellular component (GO): cytoplasm
Molecular function (GO): protein binding
Source: RefSeq, a predicted model, not a curated record